UUGUGACUCAUGAUUGUCAUUUUUACAGCUCAGCGUCAAAAUAAAAAUAUUAAAUCGAUUUGUGUUGAUACGAAUAAAAUAAGUAACAACUGUUAAUUAAUUUCAUAUAUUACUUCUUUUGUACAUAAGUAAAUAGAGAAUACCUAAAAUGGAUUUAAAUAAGUUACCAAAUGACAAGAAGUUAGAGCUUUGUAGAAAUUAUUUCAAAGUUGGUUGUAUAUUCUUGCCAUUUGUGUGGGCGGUCAAUGCGGUGUGGUUCUUCAGAGAAGCCUUUGUUAAACCAGCUUUUGAGGAGCAGAAGGAAAUUAAGAAAUAUGUAAUUCUAAGCACAAUCGGAUCUAUAAUAUGGAUUGUCAUACUUGCUGUAUGGAUUACGGCGUUCCAAAUGAAUAGAGUGGCGUGGGGCGCUGUUGGCGAUAGUUUGUCGUUUAUAGUGCCUUUGGGAAGAGCAUAGAAUAAGUUAAUAUAAUAAUGUCAACAUCAUCAUCAGCCCAUAUACGUUCCUACUGUUGGGACACGGGCCUUCUAUGACGGCUCAGGCCAUAACUCAAAUAUUUAUUUAUAAAAUUAGACUUCUUUUAGACGCACUUUCAAAUCGUAAUUACAUAUUUUUAACAUUUACUACCGAUUCGGAAAGCAGUAUCCAUGGAGAAGAACUGGCAAGAUAUUCCAUAGUUGCUCUUUUAACUAUUCUAGUAAAUUUUGCUUCUUUCAUAAUCCACCACGCAGGCCAAGUGCGUGUUGACGGAUGUCACAUGUCGUCAAAUUCUUCAUUCUUCAACAUGUCGGUUUCCUCACGAUGUUUUCCUUCACCGUUUGCAGUGAUUAUAUUAUGACAUGACGUGUAGAUAAAUUGAUAAUUCAACGCUUGUUUCAACCCACGGCUCAUUGAUAUUAAAUGAAGAACAGAUUAAUUUUUGUAGGCUGAGGACUUAUAUUACGUUCAAUAAGAGCCAGCGCGCACGAGCAACUUUGUCUCCGCAACUACUUUGUCUCUCCCAUCAAUUUGUAUGGGGAGUUGCGUCACUACGUGCGCACACUUUCAUACUAGCCCAUGGGUGGGAGAGACAAAAUAGUUGCGGAGACAAAGUUGCUCGUGCGUGCUGGCUCUAAAAGUUUACAUAUUAGCAACUUUUUCAGUUUAUGUAAAAUAAUUAUUUAUUGUAUAUGCUAAGAAAAAGGCUAAUACAGCUUUGCUUAAAAUGAAAUAAAUACAUUUUGUAAAAUAUGUAUUAAGAAAAUGAUAAAUAUUAUAAAUUGUAUUUUUAAGAUGAAUAAAAGACAUGCAUAUAGAA
Molecule: messenger RNA, 1295 nt
Organism: Colias croceus (clouded yellow)
Lineage: Eukaryota; Metazoa; Arthropoda; Insecta; Lepidoptera; Pieridae
Gene: pen-2
Product: gamma-secretase subunit pen-2
Exons: 3
Coding region: 149-454 (101 amino acids)
Biological process (GO): Notch receptor processing
Cellular component (GO): gamma-secretase complex
Source: RefSeq, a predicted model, not a curated record